GUAAUUUUUCAAGAACUAUUUUGACACCGUAGUACCACUUGCCACCUGGUUUACAUACGCCGCGCGAGCCGGGCAGCCACCACCUGAUGCGAUUGUUUGUUGUGCCCCACUUCCACUUUGAUCAGUUUGCAUGAAGUUGCCUCUGCCACCCAAUUUCUUCAAGUGCCCGCCGUUGUCGACUGACGAAGUCGAGCGGCUCAAGCAGCAAGCGUAUGCUACCGCCAUGGACGUUGUUCAAAAGUCGUUGGUACAAUCCGCAUCACCGAGCAACCGGUCCGGUGUGAGCUGGACGUUGGCAUCCAACGACCAUGGCCUCCAAAUCUACCGCGGCACCGUCAACGCCGGCGGCGCUGGAGCAUCCGACCAACUCAAGUUGUCGGUGGGGGUGGCAGAAGUUGCUGGCACCAUCGACGAAGUGGUCGCAUUGUUCCGCAACGACACGACGGAACUCACCAAGGAGUACGUGCACCGGUUCGGCCGCGGACUGCUGGACUCGGCCAACCUGUACACGCUGGUGGAACCCACUCGUUCCCACCCCAACGAAAGUGUAUCCAUCAACUGGAUGGCGCUCAAGAGUCCGCUGAAGCAGGUCAUCCUCGAGCGCGACUGCUGCUACUUGGAAGGUCACUACGAGUUUGAAGUCCACGGCAAGCGCGGGUGGGUGCGCAGCCUCAAGUCGGUCAACUUGAUGUGUUGUCCGGAUAUGCAACACGCGUUGGGCCUUGUCCGGAUGGUGCAGGUGGGCACUGGUCAUGUCUUCGUCGAGUCGGAUCGACCGGGGUACAUGCGCAUCGCGUACGUGGUGCACGCCGACUUUCGCGGCGCCGCGCCAGACUGGGCCAUCGACGUUGCCAUCAAGCGCCGGUGCAAGAGCCUCCUGGACAUCGACACGUUCCUGCGGGAGAACCGCCUCGCCCAAGGCCACUUUCUUACGUCGUCCCAAGUUGUGUCGAAACACCUGCGGCGGCGGUGCUUCCUCUGCCAGAAGAAGCUCCAUGGCGGCCUUGGGUUUACCAAAAAAUUAAACUGCGUCAAAUGCGGCGAAGUCUUUUGCAACUCAUGCAGCCAUCCGUGGACCGUGCGCGUCUGCGGCAUCCCCACGCGCAUCGACGCAUGUGCCAAGUGCGCGUUGGCGGCCCCCACGCCCACAAAGGCACUCCUCUUCAAUCAGUUUGAUAGCUCCGACACGCACUCGUUGUCGUUCAAGUCGUCCUACUCUAGCCAACGUAGCCACCACCAACAAUCACACUCGUGCGUGCACAUUGUAACCUCGACCCGAUCCAAGGACAAGGAAGGCCGAUUCUGUCGAAGCGACAGCAGCAGAAGUAGCAGUAGCAUCCACAGUAGCCACAGCGUCGAGGCGCUGUACUACCCGCGGUUUGAAGAGGUGACGACCCCGCCAACGUUCUCGCAACACAAGCAAGUGUCGAAGGAUACCUGGACCAACGAAAUGUGGAUCCAAGAUCUGAUUGCCAACACAUCGUCGCUGUUGCAAGUGACAAGUCCGACGAAAUCAAAGCAAGGCCAUGCCAAGUACAUUGAGAUGAAGCCAACGCCGUUGGACCCGAUCAGUCGACCACAGGACACACGACGACAGGCAGGAGCUGCCCCCGAAGACGAAGUCGAGCCCGGAAGUAUCCACGUGACUUAUAUCAAUAUGCACAGUCUUAGCAGCACGCGCUAUAGCAGCCGCGGAGGCAGCAGCAGUACCACCAACGCCCUCCAAAGAUCGCUUUCGAACACGUCGCCAUCAGUAUUAAAAUGAAAACAUCAAGAUAAUACAUGCCAAAGCCAUUACACUACUGUAAUGUGUAAUAUACUUAUCAUUGUUCAAGG
Molecule: messenger RNA, 1836 nt
Organism: Aphanomyces astaci
Lineage: Eukaryota; Oomycota; Saprolegniomycetes; Saprolegniales; Verrucalvaceae
Exons: 2
Coding region: 131-1765 (544 amino acids)
Molecular function (GO): lipid binding
Source: RefSeq, a predicted model, not a curated record